CGGGAAUUCCCAGGCGUCGGCCGCUCAUGUCGGACCAGUAUAAAGCUGGCGAUUGAGGAAGGUCAGCAAGCUCUACGCAGUCAGCUGCCCGCGCGGACGAGUACGCUCUGCUUGCUCAGGACCAAACCAAGCCAUGAAGACAGCCACGAUUCUGCUGUGUCUGGUGGCGGUAGCCGCCGGCGUGCCCGUGCCGGCCUGGUGGAACCAGCGCGGCGGCAGCGCCAGCGGCGGUGCCAACGCCAACGUCGUGUCCGGCUUCACCUCCGGCAACCAGGGCAGCAGCCGCAUCACCUCCGUCGGAGCCAGCGCCGGGGGUUCGGCCAGCAACGGUGGAUCCAGCUACAACCGCGGGUCGGCCAGCCAGUCUUCCAGCUCGGGCUUCUUCGGCAACUCGCAGAGGGCCGACACCAGCGCGCAGUCUAACCAGUACACCAACAACAGAUACAGCUACAACAGAUUCGGCUAGACCGCCGGAGCUGGAGCUGUUCUGCUCGGGGCUGCUACAUCGUCCGGUGCAUAGCUCCACUAGGAGAGGAUGGUUAUCUCCAAUGUCCACCGAUUUACCUUUGCGAUGGGCAUUUCGGUUGGUUCAUCAUUGCUUCGCCGGCCACGGGGCAGUAAGACGGUGGUCCACUGAACCCAGUUCUGCUCAGGGUUGCUCUCACAAAGCCUGUGUUGUUGUAUGUUACCGUUAAUCUCAGGCGGCGUGUGGGGCCGACUCGGCCCAAUACACCAGAUGGAACAGUGA
Pollicipes pollicipes is the source of this 748-nucleotide messenger RNA. Its product is annotated as dermokine-like. The transcript has 3 exons. Lineage: Eukaryota; Metazoa; Arthropoda; Thecostraca; Pollicipedomorpha; Pollicipedidae. The record is from RefSeq and is a predicted model, not a curated record. The coding region runs from base 134 to 466 and encodes 110 amino acids.